CUAACUCUUUUCAAUAUCAUUUGUGUUCAUCAUCUUCUCCAAUAAUCAUUUUUGGAGUUUGAAACCAUCAUGGCUGAAUUAGUUGGUGAAGCGCUUCUCUCUGCUUUCCUUAAUCCGUUGGUUGAAAAGUUGGCUUCGGAGGUUGAGGACUACUUCAAAGGAAAACAAGCCAUUCUUAAGCUAGUGAAGGAGUUGAAAACUAUGUUGUCUUUGGCUGGUCUACUGCUUAUUGAUGCUGAGGAGAAGCUGAUCAAAGACCAAGCAGUGAAGAAGUGGCUUGAUGAUCUCAAGGAGACGAUUUAUGAUGCUGAUGACUUGGUUUAUAAGAUCGACACUAAAGAGUUGCGAAGCAAAUUGAAAGGCGAAUCUCAAAGCGGCUGCACUUGUAAGGUACUUAUGAAACUCAUCCCAACUUCUAUUACUGCUUUCGAAAAGGCUAUAAAACUUGAGAUAGAAGAUAUAGUUGGGAGAUUAAAACUUCUUAUAGAGAAUAAAGAUCUUGGUUUGAAACAUAUAGAAAAGUUGAAGAUUCCGAAGAGAGUAGUUGCUCCUUUGCUAGAAGAAUCUGAUGUUUAUGGAAGGAAUGAUGAGAAAGAAGCUAUUAUUAAGUUGCUACAUUCAAAUGACGCGGCUGAUGGUGACAAAUUUUCUGUGAUUCCCAUAGUUGGGAUGGGUGGUAUUGGAAAGACAACUCUUGCUCAAAUUGUAUUCAAGGAUGAGAGAGUCGAUGAAAAUUUUGAUACCAAAGUAUGGAUCAUGAUGGGAGAUGGUAAACUUGAUUGCAUGAAAGUGAUGAAACUAAUUUUUGAGAAAGUCAAAUAUGAGAAAUGUGAAAUUGAGGAGCCAUAUGACCUUCAAGAUGAAAUAAAGAAAGCCUUGAGUACAAAGAAGUUUCUAUUUGUUGUGGAUGACGUUUGGGAUGAGGAUCCUACUAAGUGGGAAUAUCCGAUGUUGAUGGUUGGAACUAGUUAUUAGCGAAACAUGCCUCAGUCGAUGUUGACUUAAGAGUAAUGAUAUGUGCAUCCAAAAUAUACAUUCAAACAUUAUACACAGUCAUGUGUCAGUUUAAGUUAGCCAAUCACAUUUAUUAAAAUUGAGAUCCACUAUUUAAAAAAUGAAUGACACGUCACUGUGUGUAAUGUUUAGGCGCAUAUUUUGGGUGCCCAUAUCAUUACUCGUUGGUUUAAAUGAGUACUCGGAUCUCCAAGAGGUUGGGGAAAAAAUUGUUGACAAGUGUAAGGGUCUUCCUUUAGCAAUUAAGUCAAUGGGUGAUCUCUUACGUGGGAAACAUAACAAAGAGGAAUGGGAGAACAGCCUGAACAAUGACACAUGGGGGUUGUAUGAAAGAAGAAACAUAAACGUUCUUCCAGCUUUGUGGUUGAGUUAUUAUUAUUUACCUUCACAAUUAAAGCAAUGUUUUGCUUACUGUUCUCUAUUUCCAAAAGAUUACAUGUUCACACAAAAAGAGAUAAUCUUUUUAUGGAUGGCAGAGGGUCUCUUACAUUCUAAAAAAGAAAAGGGAAUUGAAGAAGUUGGAGAAGAGUACUUUCAAGAGUUGAUUUCAAAGUCAUUUUUCCAACCAUCAAGUGAGAAUAAGUCGACUUUUCUCAUGCAUGAACUUAUACAUGAGUUAGCUAUGUUUGUUUCUGGUGAGUUUUGUUCAGUGCUGAAUGAGAAUAAAUUAUCUCACAAAGUUCGUCAUUUGUCUUAUAUGCGAGAUUGUGGAGGAAUUUUUUACUCUAAAGAAUUUGAGGAGGAGUUAUCUCAAGCUAAGUGUUUGCGAACCUUCUUAUUAAAACUCCAAUGGAUAGAACUAGAUCAAGUAUGGUUGUCGAUUAUAGAGCAAUUACAUGAAGCUUUCCCACGCUUAAGAGUAUUAUCUAUAGCCAAUCAUUACAUGAACAAAUUACCCGAUUCAAUAGGUAGUUUGAAGUACUUAAGAUAUUUGGAGUUAGAAUGUUGUGAAAUGAAAAAGAUACCUGAUACAAUUUGUAACUUGUAUAAUUUGGAGACACUAAUAUUGUCUGAAUGUGGUCAAGUUACUCGACUUCCGACUAAUAUAGGAAAUUUAUUCAAGCUGCAACAUCUUCAUAUUCCUCCUUACUUAGAAGAGAUGCCAUUGCAAAUUAGUAAAAUGAAAAAUCUUCAAACGCUAAAUAGGUUUGUUGUAGGCGAAAAUGAGUUUGUCAUUACACUUUUAGAAGGGCUUCAAGAUCUACGAGGGACACUACGUCUUUUUGGACUUGAGAAUGUGGAUAGUGUUGAGGAUGUUUUGGAGGCUAAAUUAAAGAACAAGAAGUUUCUCAGUCAGCUACAUUUGUUUUGGGCUAAAACUCAUAAACCCCAUGACUCAGAAAGAGAAAAAGAGAUACUCAGUGCCCUCGAACCUCAUGCAAGUCUGAAGGCAUUCACUAUACGUGGCUACAGAGGGUAAUAGUUUCCCAAAUUGGAUUGGAAAUCAUUCCAAUGUAGUAAGGGUGAAUCUGUGGCAUUGUGAGACUUGUAGCUUCUUGCCACCAUUGGGACAACUUCCUUCACUCAAAGACCUUGUAAUUCGAGGUUUGUAUGGUGUGGUGAAAAUAAGCUCUGAGUUUUAUUAUUCAACUAGUGCUGAUUCUUCUUUGGUAACAAAGACAAAGCCAUUUAGAUAUCUGGAGAGCUUGAGUUUUGAAGACAUGAGAGAGCUUCAAGAGUGGUCGUUUAUUGAGAAUGGAGUUUUUCCUCGUCUUAAGAAACUUGGCUUUGAAAGUUGUGAAAAACUCAAAGUGUCAUUAUUACCUAAUUAUUUUCCCUCCUUGAGAGAGCUUGUAAUAGAUGAAUGUGAGCAACUAAUGUCAUUUCUCCCAGUGGCUCAACCAACAGAGGCCUCAUUUCCACCUCUUGAGAUUUUGCAAAUAAAAGGAUGUGAUGGGCAGGAAUCACUCUUAGAAAGGGGAUUGCCUUGGAGUUUAAAGUACAUUGAAAUUGUCAGUUGCAGAAACUUGAAGGCCUUAGAUGAGGAGGCAUUUCAACACCUCACCUCCCUUGAGAAGUUGCAAAUUGAAUACUGUGGUAACCUCCAAUACUUGUCAAAAGAACUACCCACUUCACUUUCUCAUCUAUGCAUUAGGCAUUGUACAAUGCUAGAACCACGGCUGGAGAAAAACCUAGGGGAAGAUUGGCCAAUUAUUGCUCACAUCCCCAAUAUUAUUGUUGUGGAGUAUUGAGAUGUGACAGUCAGAAUCCUGUGAUCCGAAGGAGGAAAGACCAGGAAAAAAGCUGUGCAAUCCCACAUCGUCUGGGAAUGUUAAGUUUGAUAAUUCUAAGACUGUGUAGGUAUGGGACUACACAAUUGAAGAUGACUUGAGCGGAUUGAUGAGUACUACCUAUGCCAACAAGAUGCAUCAUCUUUUCGGUAGCCCAUCACUUGAGAAUGACCUGGAGCAAUCUAAUGAUUGGUGACCUCCUGGGAAGUUUUCCCAGGAAGUGUGCGAGUGAGGACAAAGUACGCUGGAAAGAUUCGUAUUGGUUUGUAGGGUCAAUCAUCAUUCCAGGAAACAGUCAUAGUAACGUGGGGCGUUAUAUAAGAUGAUACAUUUCUAAGAUGAUGUUGAAGAUGGCAAUGACAGUGACGAUUCUAAUUUUCUACACAAGCUCCAACUGAUUCCAGCUUAAUUCAUGGUGACACUUUCAUCCAAGAAUCAAUGAAGGAAAUGAAUAUAAAGUACUACAAAUCUAUAUAUCUCGCUUAUUUUUUUGGAUUUCAAGUGUCUUUUCGCACUAUGCGGAUCUCGUGCGGCUUAGCUCACUCUUUGGGAUCGGUGUGGAUCGAAUGCCCGCUAGGGAAUUGACUCUUGAUACCAUAACAAGAAUCAUAAGACUUCAUUUAAAAACCAAUUGGUUUUGGCUCACAUUUGACAGCUGGUCUCCAGAGGAGCCAAUAAUUUUAUCUGGUGAUCAUCUGGUGCCAUCUAGAACUUUGCUAAAUGAUGAUUUCAAUUUUCUUUUAAUUAUUUCUUCGGAUGUAAUGUAAAUUUUUGUCAUUUGGAUGAAGACUUUGAAAACCACAUGUAUGCACAAGGUUAUACAAUCUUACCCAUUAGCUGA
Molecule: messenger RNA, 4086 nt
Organism: Humulus lupulus (European hop)
Lineage: Eukaryota; Viridiplantae; Streptophyta; Magnoliopsida; Rosales; Cannabaceae
Product: putative disease resistance RPP13-like protein 1
Exons: 4
Coding region: 1115-2434 (439 amino acids)
Biological process (GO): defense response to other organism
Molecular function (GO): ADP binding
Source: RefSeq, a predicted model, not a curated record